ACACACACAAAACCUCAAGGGUCUUCCCUGGUAGGCCAAAACUAAGCAGACAGGGUGGUUCUGAGUCAUUAGAUGGCUGAUGUUAGUUACCAGGACAAAUCCAGAGAGAAGUUCAAUUCAAGAUGCACCAGGCCCAGUGAUAUGUUCUCUGCCUCUCUCUGAAACCUCUUGCUUGCUGACUGGUAUUCCUAACUGGUAUGCCUUCAUAGCCUGCCUGUGCUGCUGGGGGUCGAUAAUUGUAGUUAAUUAGCAAUCUAAUGGUCUAAUUCUGUGUUCAACCAGCCUUGCUAUGGAUUUUAACCUCAGCGUGAACGCCAACCAAUCUUGAAGGCUCCGUGGCUUGAAACGUCCCACUCGCUCGACUACACCCUUCCGCCAGUGAUCAUUCACCUUGGUAACCACACGACGACAGCAUUGAAUAGCAACCAGUCCUGUAGUGGUGAUGACGAGUUCUUUAAGUACCGAGCCUACACUGUCACCUACCUACUGGUGUUCCCUAUGGCGUUUCUUAGCAACAUUGGAGCGCUGUUUGUGUUCCUGCGACUGAUGCCCAAACGGUCUGCGUCCUCUGUCCUCAUGACCAAUCUCGCCCUAUCAGAUGCAUGCUUCUCCCUCACCCUGCCGCUGCGAUUGGCCUACUACUUCAGAGGCGCUCGCUGGGACCUCCCUGAUUGGCUGUGCCGACUGUGUGUGUUUUGCUUCUAUCUCAACCUCUACACCAGCGUUCUCUUCCUUACUGGACUGAGCGUGCUCCGUUGGCUGGCCGUGCUGAAGCCUCUCCGUCAUCGAGCCUUGGCCACGCCCCUUCGUGCCUUAUUGGCAUGCUUGGGCAUUUGGCUGUUUGUGGGCGGCGCUUCAGUCCCAUUCCUGUUUUCGGGGACCAGGGUGAGGGCGGGACUAACACGCUGCUUCGAGCCACGUAACCCUGCCUCCUGGAAGAUGAUCUUCGUUCUCAACUACGUGGGCAUGACAUUCGGCUUCCUGAUCCCGUUCGUCACCAUCCUCGGUUGCUACGGCUGCAUCAUCCACCGACUGACAGCUACAGCCUCGUCAGGAUUAGGGUUGACUGGUAGCCUGAACAGGAACAAGAUACGUAACCAGGGGAGACGUCGGCGCCGGCGCCGGUCUCUGCGUCUGGUCGCCAUGGUGAUCUGCACAUUCCUACUGUGCUUUCUGCCCUAUCACGUGGCUCGCUCACUGCACCUGCACGCGGUGGUGGGCAGGUGGGGCUGUGUAGCUACGGCGACACUGCAGCGGGUGUUGGUGGUGACGCUGUGUCUGGCGGCGGCCAACAGUGUGGUUAACCCUCUGUUCUACUACUACUCCGGGGAGUCCUUUAGAGCGGUCAUACGCAGCGCCUCGUCACGACGACGGUCCUUCUCCUCCUCCUUCACUCAGGGCAGCCUGCUGCUCUCUCGCAGAAAGAAGACCACAAUGCAUACAACACCAACAAUGCGAGACUCACCCCUCGCUCCACCCCUAACCCUUCCUGGGUCGCUACCAGACACACCCCUCACUCCACCCCUAACCCUUCAUGGGUCGCUACCAGACACACCCCUCACUCCACCCCUAACCCUUCCUGGGUCCCUACCAGACACACUCCUCACUCCACCCCUAACCCUUCCUGGGUCACUACCAGACACACCCCUCACUCCACCCCUAACCCUUCCUGGGUCGCUACCAGACACAACCCUCACUCCACCCCUAACCCUUCCUGGGUCCCUACCAGACACACAAAGCCGUGUGGAAGACAGUCUAUAAAGGGUUCAAAACCUAUUUGCCCUAUACCCCACCUCUACUUACUGAGACCUGAACCCCUAGCUACACUCUCCAGAAUCAGAGACACUUUGCUGCACAUGUAAAAUGGAGCCCUGAGGCCUGAACCACACACACACACCCACACGGAGACACUAACCCCCCGAGGCACUUUGUGGGUGUGCUCUCUGUUAUUUCCAUUCCCGCUGACCGGCCGGCAGUUGCUCAUCCCUGCAAUAGGCCGUGCAGCCACAGGUGCCGGGCCUACUUUUGUUUGAUUGUUUAUUAUUCCAGUGUUAAUCAUUACACUCUUCAUAGAUGUAUCAUAUAGGUCAAAAACUGUGUUGCACAAGUCCCACAGGCUCACAUUUGUAGGUUAAAUUUAAUAAUAUCUUCAGUUGAUCAUAGUGAUUGACAAAUGUUGCCUAGAUAAUACAUAUUUAGUUUUUUCCUUGACAUUGAAGUAACAGAUAACUAUAUUUGAUGCAAGAGCUUCGAACACCACGAACACCACCUCACAAAAGACCUCAUCCAACAUCAAGAGGCUCUUGUCCAGUUUGACAUUGCAUAUAAAGUUACCAGGACCAUUGGAGACCAGGCAGACCUCAUGCAGAGAUUUGAUAAAGACUGUUGGCUGAAGCCAGAGUCUGGAAAGCACUCAAUCUCAAGGACAUCUGAGGAUAUCAACCAUAAGUGUGCUUCUUGAUCAGGUGUGUACCUGAUCAAGAUUACUUUGACACCUGUCAGGUUUUACCAAAGCUUCCAGAACAUCCAAAUAAACCUGUUGCGCAAAUUGGACUAUGAGUAACUAGUGUUGUGGAUCAGCAACCACAAACUGAAAUUACACCGUGAGAAGAACAAACUGUCUGCUCAUUUGGCACACAGACAGAGGCCCAAAGUUGACAGUUGAUUUCAGCUGUAGUGCUGAGACCCUAGAAUAGAAAUUGUUAUCUUAAAUGCCACAGUUAGAGAAGUAAUGUAAGAAAUGGGAAAGAAUAAGUAGUACUGAAACCAAUGACAAUGUAGACUCACAAAAUGUGUAUUUAUUUUUAUAAUGUUCAGUGGCGUGUUUUCAUGGUUGCCAAGGGAAGCCAGGCUUCCCACAAAAAAUUGACCAAAAAAUAAAUAAUGAAUUUAUCUUUCAUCUCUGUGUUUCAUAAUUUUCCUUCAAUUCGCAAGAAGCUGUAUGUUUCUCACCCUCUGUCUUUGUAUGUGUAGGCCAUCUAUCUGAUGCUGUCUGGUCAAAAAAUAGUAUGAUAUUGUUGCCUCCUGUAGCACUUAAUGCAAGGGAGGCCAACAAGCAUUUGGCCUCCUUUGAUAAAAAAAAGUAUAAAAUAAUAGCCAAUCAGCGUUGAGCUAAACUGAGUGAGUUCAACUGUGAAUGGUCCUGGAGCACCAAAAAAAAGUGUCAAGGGAAGCCAGUUAGGAUUUGGCUUUACUCCAAAUGUAAUU
Messenger RNA from Salvelinus namaycush (lake trout), 3207 nucleotides. RefSeq names its product cysteinyl leukotriene receptor 2-like. Gene Ontology annotation, cellular component: plasma membrane. The record is from RefSeq and is a predicted model, not a curated record. Lineage: Eukaryota; Metazoa; Chordata; Actinopteri; Salmoniformes; Salmonidae. The transcript has 3 exons. Gene Ontology annotation, molecular function: G protein-coupled receptor activity. Gene Ontology annotation, biological process: G protein-coupled receptor signaling pathway. The coding region runs from base 499 to 1761 and encodes 420 amino acids.